Bolinopsis microptera is the source of this 729-nucleotide messenger RNA. RefSeq names its product solute carrier family 35 member G1-like. Lineage: Eukaryota; Metazoa; Ctenophora; Tentaculata; Lobata; Bolinopsidae. The coding region runs from base 1 to 729 and encodes 242 amino acids. The record is from RefSeq and is a predicted model, not a curated record. Gene Ontology annotation, cellular component: membrane. The transcript is spliced from 5 exons.
AUGGAUUGCGGUGAUGGUGUGGCCCUUAAUUCAUUAUCUCCCAUCUUCGUGGCUUUGUUCUCCCGAGUCCUCUGGAAAGAGAAAUUGAGUAUCUUCACUCCAGUUGCCCUAUUUAUCGGUUUAACAGGUGUUGUUCUUGUUGUAAAGCCGACUUUUUUGUUUGGCAUUUUGGUGGAGUCACAAGUAAAGGAAUUUAACCCGUUCAUGAAGUUGGUUCCUAUAGCUGGUGGCAUUAUCUAUGGAUUUGCGUUCAGUUGCAUGAGAAAAGUUGGUACCAAGCUUCAUAAGCCUCCAGACAUUGACAAAUGUGAGAAAAUCAUACGUUUCAGAAAGAUCAGAGACAUCGAUCAGGAGCUAUUUAAAGGAUUUGGUUUGUGUGCUGCUCUUCUCCUUUCAAAUCGUGGAUUGGCCAUAGAGAAAUCUGGUCCAGGGGUUCUCAUCAGAAAUUGUGAUAUAGUUGUUGCAUAUGCUAUUCAGGUUGUGUUCUUUUACAGUAUUCCUGAUGUGCUGAGUGUUUGUGGAGCACUACUGGAAAGAAUGCUGUUUCACGUGCGAGGUAAGCCUCUGUUCAUCACAUCGACCCAGGCUGAGAUUGACAAGUCAACGGCCGCAAAUGUGUCCCAAAUGCGAGACCCUCAAACUGAUGCCGAGAGAUGCGCCCGAAUAAAGAAUGGACCAGCGCCCCUCAAUUUAGAGGUUCCAAAACACGAAUUCAUCACGAAGAUAUAG